GGCGGUUUUCCGCGCUGCUCUGAGCUACACGCGCGCGUGCACGCGGGGCUCCGGGAUGGAGCGCGCUCUCAGCGCAUGAUGCUGGCGGUGCUGUUUUUCCGUCCUCACGGCAGAACUCAGCAUGUAGCCUUCAGACCGAGACCGGACACCGCACAUCUCCACCCCGCCGAGCCGCCGCUCCCGCACCCGCUCCCGCAUCCCGCACCCGCUCCCACACCGCCCGAGCAGCCGGGAUGGCCGGGGGGCGCAGAGGACUUGUAGCCCCACAGAACACUUUCCUCGAGAACAUCGUUAGAAGAUCCAACGUUUGGACAUUAUCUCAUAGACAGACAGAUACAAAUUUUGUGUUGGGGAAUGCCCAGAUUGUGGACUGGCCCAUUGUGUACAGUAAUGAUGGAUUCUGCAAGCUCUCUGGUUAUCAUCGAGCUGAGGUCAUGCAGAAGAGCAGCACCUGCAGCUUCAUGUACGGUGAGCUCACCGACAAAGAGAUGGGCGAGAAAGUACGCCAGACCUUCGAGAACUACGAAAUGAAUUCCUUUGAAAUUCUGAUGUACAAAAAGAACCGUAUGCCUGUGUGGUUCUUUGUGAAGAUCGCUCCCAUCCGCAAUGAGCAGGACAAAGUUGUGCUCUUUCUUUGCACCUUUAACGACAUCACUGCGUUUAAGCACCCCAUUGAAGACGAAUCAUCCAAAGGAUGGGGGAAGUUUGCCCGUCUGACCCGUGCUUUGACAAGUAGCCGUGGUGUCCUUCAGCAGCUGGCUCCCACUGUUCAUAAGGGCGAGAAUGUCCACAAGCACUCCCGUUUGGCUGAGGUUUUACAACUGGGUUCAGACAUCCUCCCCCAGUACAAACAAGAGACGCCCAAGACCCCACCCCACAUAAUCUUACAUUACUGCACCUUUAAGACCACCUGGGAUUGGGUGAUUCUCAUCCUCACCUUCUACACCGCCAUCAUGGUGCCGUACAACGUCUCCUUCAAGACCAAGCAGAACAACGUGACCUGGCUGGUGGUGGACAGCAUCGUGGACGUGAUCUUUCUGGUGGACAUCGUGUUGAACUUCCACACGACAUUUGUGGGUCCUGCUGGGGAGGUCAUCUCAGACCCGAAGCUGAUCCGCAUGAACUACGUGAAGACCUGGUUCGUGAUCGACUUGCUCUCCUGUCUGCCCUACGAUGUGAUUAACGCCUUUGAGAAUGUGGAUGAGGGAAUCAGCAGCCUGUUCAGCUCUCUGAAGGUGGUGCGGCUGCUGCGUCUGGGGCGUGUGGCGCGGAAGCUGGAUCACUAUAUUGAGUAUGGGGCUGCUGUACUGGUCCUGCUGGUCUGUGUGUUUGGCCUGGCUGCCCACUGGCUGGCCUGUAUCUGGUACAGCAUUGGGGAUUAUGAGGUCAUCGAUGAAGGAUCUAACAGGGUACGGACGGACAGCUGGCUGUAUCUGCUCGGUGAAGCGGUGGGCACGCCGUAUCGCUUUAAUGCCAGCGGCACCGGCAGGUGGGAGGGCGGCCCGAGCAAGGACUCUGUCUACAUCACCUCACUGUACUUCACCAUGACCAGCCUGACCAGCAUCGGCUUUGGAAACAUCGCCCCCACCACGGACGGAGAGAAGAUAUUCGCUGUGGCCAUGAUGAUGAUCGGCUCUCUUCUGUACGCCACCAUCUUUGGUAACGUGACCACCAUCUUCCAGCAGAUGUAUGCCAACACCAACCGCUACCAUGAGAUGCUGAACAGUGUGAGGGAUUUCCUGAAGCUCUACCAGGUCCCCAAGGGCCUGAGUGAGAGAGUCAUGGACUACAUUGUCUCCACUUGGUCCAUGUCCAGGGGAAUCGACACUGACAAGGUGUUGCAGAUCUGCCCGAAGGACAUGCGAGCAGAUAUCUGUGUCCACCUCAACAGGAAGGUGUUUAAAGAGCAUCCUGCGUUCCGCUUAGCCAGCGACGGCUGUCUGAGAGCUCUCGCCAUGGAGUUCCAGACUGUACACAGCGCUCCGGGGGACCUCAUCUACCACGCGGGCGAGAGCGUGGACAGCCUCUGCUUCGUGGUCUCUGGAUCCUUGGAGGUCAUUCAGGACGACGAGGUGGUCGCCAUUUUGGGAAAAGGGGAUGUGUUUGGAGAUGUUUUCUGGAAGGAAGUGAAUUUAGCGCAGGCCUGUGCGAACGUUCGGGCGCUAACGUACUGUGAUCUUCAUAUCAUCAAGCGGGACGCCCUGCAGAAGGUUCUGGAGUUUUACACGGCCUUCUCCAACCACUUCGCCCGGAACCUGGUGCUGACCUACAACCUGAGGAAGCGGAUAUUCUUCCGAAAGAUCAGCGAUGUGAAGCGGGAGGAAGAGGAGAUGUUGAAGAGGAAGGACGAAGCCCCUCUCAACCUUCCUCCGGACCAUCCUGUUCGCCGCCUCUUUCAGCGGUUCCGUCAGCAGAAGGAGGCCCGGUUGGCAGCAGAGCUGGCCAAUCAGGGGGAAGUGGACGUGGAGAAAGGUUCUGUUCUUAUGGAAAGAAAGAGUGUGAUCCAUGAGGUCAGUGGAAGCAGCCUUGUUACAGUCGCUGAGAGUCCUGCCACGCCCCUGGCCUCCUCCUCCUCUCUAUCUUCCGCUGCAAGGACCUCAAAUCAGGCCAAACUUCAUGCCGCCAUCGGGGCCAGCAGUAAUUCAACAGGAAGUAAACUGGCUGAAGCUCCCAAAGGCAAAGGCUGGGGCCGGUUUAAGGAAGCCUCAGGAAAAGCAGAUCUGUCCUGGAGUUCAGUCUCCAAAGCAGAGUCCAUGGAAACCCUGCCAGACAGGACUAAGAGCCAGGAUGAGCUACCACUGAAGAAGACAGACUCCUGCGACAGCGGCAUCACAAAGAGCGACCUACGACUGGACAACAUGGGGGAAGGGACCACCCGGACCCCUCAGGACCAGAGCCCCACGCAGGCAGAGGGGAGGAGGGUCUUCUACCCCAUUCCAGAACACAGCAUCCAGGCUUCCUUCCUGGAGCUGAAGCGGGAGCUGAGAGGAGACAUCUGCUCCCUCAAUAACCGCAUGGCUGUACUGGAGAGCCAGCUAGCCGAGAUGCUAAAACUGCUAAAAGCAAGAAAGACCUCAGGGUUAUCGAAACCUCAGUCACCUGAUUUAGACAAAAGAGACGACAUAUCAUCUUAACCAGCCAAUCCCUGAACAGGGUACGGCUUUUAGAGACACAGAUUCCAAUGGGCUUCUGAAAUAAAACACCAUCUAGUUCUAUUAUGAAGGGGAGCUCUUCAGAAUUUAAACUGAACACCACCUCGGCUGUACGACUGAGGGCCAUGUUAGAGAUUUAUUGCAAUAAAGCUGUGAGACCAACAGCAUACCAAUCGCUUAUUUCUUUAAUUUUCCUUUAGAUGUUUCAGUUUGGUUGGAUAUUGGGAUCAUUAGAACAUUUUCAUAGAUGAUUACAUUCGUAGAAUUUACAGUUACUGUAAUUUUUUUUUACUUUUCUCUUAUUGUUUUGAUCAUUUUUAGUUACAUAGCCUCGUAAGUAAAAUGCAAAGAAACAAUAGUAACUUAACCCUUUCAGACCUGAAUUCCAAAAUAGAAAGAGGCGUCUGACUGUUGACGGGUUUUAUUCAGUCAGUGGUGCACCUGUGUUUUCCGUUGGGAAGGUUUUAAUACACCAUAACACUCCACACUUCUAGACCACCACACCUAUCGGAGUAGACAAAUUUGUAAACUUCGUCACUAUUUAAACAAGAUAGGACCCUCUAUGUUUGAUAUUGACCUUUUUAUUGAUUUAGACCAUACCUGAACAUACUUAAAAAAGUGAAGACCCUUAAAAAAUGACUUAUUAAAAAUUAACACUUACUUUGCCUCAUUGGGUCUAAUGUUGACAUCCCCUAAAGUUUUUGAGGUGUUUUUGUCCAGUGCAGUGGGCGGGGCUAAACUGUUUCAUUGGCUAGUUUGUAUUUGUAUUAGCUGAUUGUGAAUUCUAAUGGACAACAAGUCUUGAUUAGUGUCAUGUGUAACAAUGGAUGUAAUGAAUGCAGGGUCUGAAAGGGUUAAGAUCUUAAAAAUGCAAUGUGAAAGGUGCCUCUGUUGAUUUAAGAGAACUGGUUGCUUUUUUGACAAUCUCACUCUUUAAUGUUUUUAAACACAAAAAAUAACCAGAUAAUAAAAACAGAUAAAUUGCAAAUGGCAAAUGCAUUUUUACAUAAUUUCAAAAGUAAUAAACUACCAUCCAUUGAAUUAACUUUUAUAAGGACAACAAUAAGAUAAGUGUAAGAAUAAAGAAUAUGGUGAAUAUCGUCUUUUUGAAGAACAUUCUAUGGAUGUGUAAUACAUGAAACUAUGCAUGGAUCAGAUAAAGCUUAGUAACAGUAAAUAAGCAUGGAAUUUGUAAUAAUGUGUGUCAUUAACAUGCUUAUAUGUUCUACAAUCAUGUAAAAAAAAAUAGAACAGCCUGCAAAAUCAUUUGUCUUUUGUCUUUAAAUGGAUACAUGAGUGACAGAAAAGACAGAUACUGAGAGACAGAAAUAUAUAACUAAACAAAUAAAACUGAAGAAAUGUCUUUUUAGGUUCAUUUUUCUGAAGAAAAUAUGUUUUCUUUUAAGGAAAACAUUAACACAUCAUCUGCAGCUAAUGUAAUACACCUCAUUCUUGUUACUUUUUAUUUUACUUUUUCUUUAUACAUUUUAGGUAAAUUUUCCUUAUAAAAAUGCAAAAUUAAAAGACAUUUCUCCAGUUACAUAACCUCUCUUUAUCAAAAAAAAAAUGUUUAGUGCAAAUGUGUAGAUAUGCCAAAAUAGACAAUGAUUUUUAUGGGCUGUUUUUAUUUUUAAAUGUCUGUAUGUACAUUCACACAAAUUUCCAAACUAUUUUUUAUAACAUGUCUUAUCAAAAAUUGAAUUAGUAUGUAUAACGUCUAGCUAUAACAAAUUAUCUGUGGAAAAAAAUGCACAUUUUGCACUUACAGUCCCUCUGUAGAUGGUUUGUCAUUUACAUGCGUCACUAAAAUGGUUGUACAGGACUGUGCAAUUGUGAAUGAAAGUUCUAAAGUAAAAGUAAGUUUUUUUUUGUCUGAGAUGAUUUAGGUUAAAAUGUACCUGAAUGGAAUUUUAUUUUCUGUUACACUGUAACACUUUAAUCUCAUGGGUAAAAUCUGCUGGAUCUGGGAAAUCAGUGUUUUAAAAAACAUUGUUUAAAAGGGGAACAGACUGAAGAAAAAAUGAGAAAAUGAGUUUAUCAAUAAAAUAUAAUUUUUAUAUAAA
This is a messenger RNA of Astyanax mexicanus (Mexican tetra), 5215 nucleotides long. RefSeq names its product potassium voltage-gated channel, subfamily H (eag-related), member 1b (gene kcnh1b). The coding region runs from base 234 to 3134 and encodes 966 amino acids. The transcript has 12 exons. Gene Ontology annotation, cellular component: membrane. NCBI's taxonomy places the organism in Eukaryota, Metazoa, Chordata, Actinopteri, Characiformes, Acestrorhamphidae. The record is from RefSeq and is a predicted model, not a curated record. Gene Ontology annotation, biological process: regulation of membrane potential; potassium ion transmembrane transport. Gene Ontology annotation, molecular function: delayed rectifier potassium channel activity.